AUGGACCACCUCGGUAGGCCUAUUGCUGUUGAUGCUCAAUUGUACACCUCCCUGGAACUGUUCCAUGCUUUUGAUUGGACAUUUAAGGAGCAUCUAGAUGGAGGAGUUGCUAGCUCCAUAUUACAAUCACCCACCAUAUUUACAAAUGGGCUAUGGUAUCCUAUAAUUGGAAGAACGUUUGAUGUUGGAGAUGUUAUUAACCAACCAACGUGGUUGUGCUUUGUAAGAGAAGACGCAAGAGAAAGUAUGCGCUUGUUGAGAUUUGCAUUCCUUGCUAAUGUUGUUCAUGGACAGUUAGUUUGUCUUUUGUUGCUUGUCAUCUAA
Messenger RNA from Ilex paraguariensis (yerba mate), 324 nucleotides. The record is from the annotation of a GenBank genome assembly. Lineage: Eukaryota; Viridiplantae; Streptophyta; Magnoliopsida; Aquifoliales; Aquifoliaceae.